This is a messenger RNA of Ciona intestinalis (vase tunicate), 3004 nucleotides long. Its product is annotated as kelch-like protein 24a. The record is from RefSeq and is a predicted model, not a curated record. NCBI's taxonomy places the organism in Eukaryota, Metazoa, Chordata, Ascidiacea, Phlebobranchia, Cionidae. Gene Ontology annotation, molecular function: protein binding.
UUCGACAGCUAAAAUAAGCGUAUAGGGUUACUUGACUAUAUCACUAUCUGUGACCCAAUUCUGUCGUUUAUCGGCUAGUUUAUCAUCGAACAGUGAACGUUGUUUCAAAUUGUCAGCUGAUCGCAUACAGUUACGUAUUGAUCACGGUCACGUGUAUUCUUUGUCUGCGUGUGUACUAAAGCGUGACCGUUGCGCCAUAACGGAACAUAACAAAGAAGACGCCAGCACGUGAGGUUCUCAGCAAUAACGUUGAACUAGACAACAGCUGAGGUGUACGGGCAAUAAAACCUGUCUUGCAUCAGCAUCCUGAGCUGCGGAUUCAGCGAAAAAAGUUUAAGUUGCACCAGUGCAAAGAUUAUAACGGACGUUCGUGCAUGCGACCAUUCAUACUGUUAUGCCGUUGAGGCUGCGAAGACCCAGUUCCCAAAUGAGUGUUAACCCGCCAGUGGUAAAGAAAGCCGCCAUGGAGGCAGAAGAAGACUUAGAACCGACCGAAUUCAGUCGGGCCUCCUCUGAAGUUUAUGAUUUUGAAGAUCCAAAGCAUCCCUUGGAAGUAUUAACGUGUUUUAACCAUCUUAGAGAAAAAGGAUUAUUCACGGAUGUUAUUCUAUCCGCUGGAAGCCGAGAGUUCCCCUGUCAUCGAGCUAUUUUGGUCGCAGGCAGCAAGUAUUUCCGCGCCAUGUUCUGCAACGACCAUCGUGAGUCGCGGGAAAUGUUGGUCCAGAUAAACGGUAUGCAGCCACAAAUAAUGGACCUGCUACUCGACUACCUCUACACAUCAAAAGCUGCCAUCAACGCUGACAACGUACAAUUGUUGUUGGAGGCAGCUAAUUUGUUUCAGAUCCUUCCUCUUGGAGAAGCUUGUACUCGUUUCCUGGAAGCUCAACUUGAUCCCUGUAACUGCAUCGGGAUGCGGGAGUUUGCGGAGGCUCAUGCUCUCUCUACUCUCUUCACCACCGCCUCCGAAAUGAUCAUGGAGAAAUUCGCCGACGUUGUCGUUCACGAAGAGUUCUUAGAGCUACCAAAGUCUCGAGUCAUUGAUUAUAUCAGCGAUGACGACAUCAAAGUGACGCGUGAGGAGAUUGUAUAUGAAGCGGUGAAACGUUGGGUGGGACAUGACGCUGUUACGAGAUCUGGGGAUUUUGCUGAGAUGUUAUCAUACGUUAGACUUCCUCUUAUUCAUCCAAGUUACUUCGUAAACACGAUCGAAUGCGAUGAACAGGUGUUUUCCAAUCCAGCAUGUCAAUCUAUUCUUCAGGAGACAAGGAAGUAUCACAUUUUAGGCAACGAGAUCAACAGUGAACGAACGCGGCCAAGACGUUCAACUGGUUGCAGCGCCGCUGUUGUGAUCGUGGGCGGGUGUGAUCGUGUGGGCGGUUACAACAUGCCUUAUGUUGAAGCGUUUGACCCAGUAACCGGGCAAUGGAACUCCCUUGCAAAGUUGCCAGCCUUUACCAAGUCCGAGUACGCUGUGGCCUCGUUCAAAAACAGCAUCAUAGUUAGCGGCGGAAGAAUUCACUCAAGGGACGUGUGGCUAUAUCAGUCUCAUCUGGACAACUGGGUAAAGAUUGCACCGCUGUGUAAAGGCAGAUGGCGACAUCGUAUGCUUACUAUGGGCGGUCAUGUGUAUUGCGUUGGAGGUUAUGAUGGGAAGAACAGACUUCGUAGUGUUGAGAGAUACGACAGCUUUUCCAAUACAUGGGUGGAAGUGGCACCGCUUCUACACUCCGUUAGUUCAUGUGGAUUGGCGACUUGCCAUGGGAAGUUAUACGUGGUCGGGGGAGGCGACGAAGAAAACUGCUUUAAUAAGUUGCACUGCUACAACCCGGAAUCAGAUCAAUGGAUCUUGAGGUCACCGAUGCCAUCCAUGCAGAAAACAUUAUCUUGCGCGACAAUUAACGGGAAGAUCUACAUUAUCGCUGGCAGCGAAAAGAACAUCUACAGCUAUGACCCGCUUACUGAUAACUGGGACACGAGACAAAUUACUGAGGAUAAACUUGAAAGCUGUGGGAUGACCGUGUGUGGGGGCAAACUGUACAUCACCGGUGGCCGAGGUGACGGCGUCGAGGCAUCGGAUCAAGUUUACGGAUAUGACGUCAGGUCAGGUGAUAUGUGUCACGUGUCAAGCAUGCCGAGACCAUCAUGCUUUCACGGGUGCGUGACGAUUCACAGGUUUGGCCCCCUUGGAGAAAAAUCCCAGAACUCGGGGAAGUGAAAAGUUUUAUCAGCAAUGUAGUCCAGCAUAGCGUGCCGUAUGUCCGUAUUUUGCACUUGUGUCUUGCCUUUUCGUUUGUUGCUAAUGGUUGCUGGGUGCACAGACCAAACCAGUAACAUCAUUAUCAAGCUAAUAAUAUAACUACUGUGGGGGAAGAUAGGACACCUUUAGCAUAGAAAAUCCAAACAUCCUGAUCGUGUUUUAAACAAUUAACAACGGUCUAUUUGAGUCAUGAAGAUAUGAUUUCAUAAUUCUUUAAAUUUUGUUUGUUUACUACCAAAUGGGACGAGAAAUAGAACAAAAAUGUGUCCUGUCUUCCUCCACCCUACUAUACUAUGUUUUGUUGGCUGAGCUUCUGUUCAGGUUGAAAUUAAUUUCAUGGUUUUCGUUCUAUUCUAUAUGCGCGCCCUUUGUCUCGCAUCCUGGGAUUUAUGUUGAAAUUUACUAAUUAGCGUUUGUGUCAUAUGCAGUAACGAUCGUAAAUUUUAUACAUUGCCAAACAAAUUUCGUUGCGGCUAUUCAUUUUUAUUUUUAACUGGAAUGUCUGCGCAUUUUUGCCUAUGUUAAUUUGAACGGCAUAAUAACUAUAUAGUCACUUUUAUUAAUUAAAAUCCUUUAGAAGACUGUCAAAUAUAGGAUCAUUUACCGGCGCUAUUUUUUUAAUAAAGACUAUAUAGUACACUUGUUUCUAUACGUACUUGUUACUGGUUUAAACUUCGCUUUAUUUAUUAGCAAAUUUGUGCAUGUCAAUAUUUUUUUCUAUAAUUGUUAAUAAACUUACUCAAACUA